Cryptotermes secundus is the source of this 911-nucleotide messenger RNA. RefSeq lists its product as uncharacterized. Bases 106 to 759 code for a protein of 217 amino acids. NCBI's taxonomy places the organism in Eukaryota, Metazoa, Arthropoda, Insecta, Blattodea, Kalotermitidae. The record is from RefSeq and is a predicted model, not a curated record. The transcript has 5 exons.
CCAGCUAUAUACACGGGGAUCGCCUGAGAGCCACAGUUCAGUCGCUGGCUCAUAGCGGUACCACAAGCAGCCAGAAACAGGAGGAGAUUUCGCACCACCGCCAUCAUGCUUCGACAGUUGACGCUCCUCCUGUUAGGGGCCACGAUGGUCUUGUCUCAACGCCGGCUCGCACUGCCAGAUCCCCGCAGCUGUGCCAACAGGGUCCGGCAUUCGACUUACAGAGAUGCUCGAGGAGUAGCACAUGCUUACUUCUUCAGUUGGGAACACGGACCAACCCGCAGUUUGGAAGUGGACUGGCUUGACGCUAGAAACAUAUGCAGACGUCACUGCAUGGACGCCGUCUCCUUGGAAACUCCGCAGGAGAACGAGUUUAUCAAGCAAAGGAUUGCCAGAGGUAAUGUGCGUUAUAUCUGGACGUCUGGGCGCAAAUGCAACUUCAAUGGAUGCAACCGUCCUGACCUCCAGCCUCCAAAUGUGAAUGGUUGGUUCUGGUCUGGCUCGGGAGCCAAGAUCGGACCCACGACCCAGCGCAACUCUGGUGACUGGAGCCACACGGGUGGAUUCGGCCAACCUCAGCCAGACAACCGCGAGGCUCCCCAGGGCAACGAUGAGUCCUGUCUGUCCAUUCUGAACAACUUCUACAACGACGGCAUCAAAUGGCACGAUGUGGCCUGCCACCACCUGAAACCGUUCGUCUGUGAGGACAGUGACGAGCUGCUUAACUUCGUACGCUCCCGCAACCCAGGCGUCCGUCUCUAGGUUGUGACACUAACAAACCAACCCCAGCGGGCUUGCAGACCUGGCCCCUUUCUCCCGUUAGAUCCCGUCCACUGUGAAUAUCCCUAUACAUCCUUACAAAUACACAAGCUUUGUAUUUUAUAAUUUAAUGACUAAAUAAAUAUUUUAAUAUU